AUGUACCAGCACUGUCAAUAUGUUCAUUUUUUACUUUAGGAAGCUGAUUUGUACAGACAACUUCCCAUGGAAUCUGAGAACCUUGCCCCAGUUCAGACUGCUGUGAACACACCUAACAUGACACAGGACAUGAGAUCUAUUACAAAUAAUGGGUCAGAUCCCUUCCUGAACAGUGGGCCAUACCAUUCCAGGGAGCAGAGCACAGACAGUGGCCUAGGCUUAGGAUGUUACAGCAUACCGACUACACCUGAAGACUUCCUCAGCAAUGUAGAUGAGAUGGACACAGGAGAUAAUGUAGCACAGACUCCCAUGAAUAUCAACUCCCAGCAGACCCGCUUUCCUGACUUCCUUGACUGUCUUCCAGGAACAAAUGUUGACCUUGGGACAUUAGAGUCCGAAGACCUGAUCCCCAUCCUUAGUGAUGUGGAAUCAGUCCUCAACAAAAAUGAACCUUUUCUCACCUGGUUGUAACUGAUAACCCGACAUUUCCUUUCCCUCUAGAAUUUAAGGCCAAGUGUCCUCAAGUCCCUCAGCUAACCAGCCUAAUCCUUUGCUGACUUUUCCAGCCCCUUUAUAAGUCAAUGAAUCUUGACUGGGAUUUCAUUGACAAUAACUUACGUUUGAAUUAUAUACAAAUACAGUAUACACACACACCCUAUUUUUAAGGAGUAAAAUUACUUAUAGAUAUAAAUGUAAGUUUUACCUAGACAUGUUUUGAGGACACAAAGGGGUUUUUUUGCACCAUGUCUGAACUUAAUGGUCAUCAGUUACACAGUUCAGUGUGUAAUUAAGGAAAAGAAAGAGAGAGUUUUGACUGUAAGAAGCUUUAGACUGCAGAAGUUAGCUUGGUUCUGAAAACCUAGCACACAGUCAAAUACAGCUCUAUGAUUAUAUUUAAUGGUCAUUGCACCAAAUGCUUGUUAUUUACAUGAGUUUUAAAAAUCAUUGUUUUAAAUAAACUCAUGCUGUAGGGGAUACAGCAUUUUUCUUUUUAAUUCCAAGUCAGCCACAGAGCAACUUUUUAAAAACUUGCAAAGCACAAACAGUACGAUUGGGACUUUUUCAGUUGCUAUGUGGUUUUUUAGUAAGCAGUACUUUCACUUUCAGUAAAAGUGAAAUGUUUUAGCUAUCGUUUUUUACACUACCACUGCAUUAUAAAAUCAGCCAGGUUGGUACUAAUUGCUGCCAUUUUUAAACUAUAUAGAAAACUACAAAUGCAAUUAUAUAUGUUACAUUCUUUUUUUAUUUCAUUUUAAAGAAGUACACUUUAUAUGUAGCUGUUUAAAAGACUAUUUUACAGUGAAUCAUAAAAACAAUAAACUUUUUGUUGUGUCACAUACAAACUGAACAAAUAUUUAGCAAAACACAAUUUCAAAAUUCUGGACAAAAUGUCACAUUAUUGAAUGCAGUAACAAUUUUGUAGAACCUCAUUAUCUUUUUUCUUUUUAGUUAUAAUACAUUUUGUUGAUCAGAUUUUACAAGCUAGAAAUAAAAGCUUCACUUUAUCAGUUAGGUGAAAGCCAACAUCUCUUUGUCAGUGUGGCAAAAGUGCUUAACUUCUUAGCAACUUCUUACUUCUGGCAUAUGGGAUAAAAGACUAUAGUUGGUAUACUCCUAGCUGUAUUCAUAUAAAGAUUAUUAAAUAGCUGAUAUUUGGGACUGAGAAUGCAUCAAGGACUGCAAGUGCUCACUUUCCCUGAAAUGCAAAUGACGUCCUGAAAUUCUUAAGUAUUUUAAAUUGUUUUUAUUUAUAAUCCAUGAACAUUAAGCUUUUUUAUAUUGAAAAAAAUCAUCUUUUUAUGAAAGGCAUUAUAGUUAAUAGAAGCCUCUUAAUCAGUGAUAUGCAGAGCAAAUAAAGAGGUGAAGCGCAUUGCUAAGCUUCAGGUGUAACAAUAAACACUUAUUACUGUAUUAUAGAACUGGGCAGUAGACUGGGUUAUAUGCCCCUUAUUUUCCAACUUAGUGAAGAAAAGGCAGAUGAAAUGAAUGUUAGAUUGAAGUCAAUAAGUUAGGUUGAAGAGUGGCUAUGGAGAGAAUGCAGAUAGCAGUGCGGGAGUAUUAAAAAGUCAAUUCCAGGGAUUACCCCAGUGGAUGAAUUAAAUAUCGGUGAACACUAUUUUGUGGGAGAAUUGUUGCUUGAAGGUGUUUGUUCAGAAUGCACCAGGCUAGUUUUCUUUUCACAACUUUUUAAUCCUGAGUGAUUUAAAAAAACAAAAGCAAAGUUCAAUAUUUGUGAAGUUCAAUAUUUGAUCCAGAAAAUAUUUUGUGUUUGUUUUAUAAGGGCAGGGGUGGGUAGGCAGACAUAAGUAAGUUGAUUAGUUUGUUUUAGCAGAUUCUUGCACCUACUAGAAAAUAUUUUCCAUCAAUGGGCAUUCUUUCCCUUUUAUUUUAAAGGACUUUUUUUUUCCUUUUGCUUGCUCACUUAACAUAUAGGAUUAAUCAUUAAGAGAGCAAGAGAUUUGUCUUUAAGCAAUGUUAUUGCAUGUUUCCACUAUUUACAGAUUAUCAGCCAUAAUAUGAAAACCAGACACUCCUAAGAUGUUUACUAUUUUAGCUAUGUGAACAAGUUUCUUCUUUCUUGAUUUUUUUCUUACCUGCUUAGAAAAAGAGGAAGUUAUUAAAGACAGAACCAGAUCUCACUUUAUUGCACAAUCAGUUUUUGUGCUCACUGACAAGCUGGAGAAACACUGCCAUAAAUCUCUUCACUUAGCAUCAGACCACUUGACAAUUUCUGGACUUUUGUAGAUUUACAGAUUUAUGACAUACAUAGUAAUAUUUGCUGUGGCAGACUUAGCUGGAGUAAAUCAUCAAUAGGCUUCAACAGAAGAUAGCUCACUUAUUCUAAAGAAGGAUCAGAUCAAAUACAUUUAUAUUUGAAUUAUCAGUUCCAACAUAUUUGUGCCCGAGAUUGUCUUCCAGCUUGUACAACCAAAAACAUCCACCAAAAGAACUCUUCCAAGUUGUGUAAGUGAUAUAAUUUAACCCCUUCUAAUUGUUUUUUGGGAAGUAAUCUGCAUGAAUUGGAAUUACUUCCAUUUAAAGUGGAAGUGGCUUAGAGAAGGAACCAAGCCUCACCCAGGCCCCAGCUGAGUCUAGGAGAGAGUUUAGAGCAGAAAGGAGAGUAUUGUCUUAGUCCAAUAUGACACCAAAGAUUGGCAAGGAAGCAAAGUUCAACCUUUAGAGCAGGGAUUUCAAACUUUUUCUGGCACCAGAACCAGUUAAUUAAAAAAAGUAGACUAAUCUUCAGAAUCACUAAUCAAGAGACACUAGUAAUAGAAAAUUGGCUUUAUUUUAGUGCUUCUGGGGGGGAGGGGUUGCCCAUAGUC
This is a messenger RNA of Python bivittatus (Burmese python), 3326 nucleotides long. Lineage: Eukaryota; Metazoa; Chordata; Lepidosauria; Squamata; Pythonidae. The record is from RefSeq and is a predicted model, not a curated record.